Molecule: messenger RNA, 1034 nt
Organism: Caenorhabditis angaria
Lineage: Eukaryota; Metazoa; Nematoda; Chromadorea; Rhabditida; Rhabditidae
Source: the annotation of a GenBank genome assembly
AUGGCUGCUUCAUCUCGUUGUCGUAUUUGUUGUCUGGGUUUCUCAACAUUUCUUGCUAUUUUCUCAGUUCUUCUACUUUUAAUUUGUCUAUUUUCUGCAAGUUUUCGAUAUAAUUCGGAUAAUAUGGAAGGUGUCAAAAAAUAUGGAUUGAUUCGAUUCUGUUAUUUACCGAAAUCGAUUGAUAUUUCGAGAGAUGGUUUGUUUUGAAGGAAAAAAUGGAAUUAGGAAACCCGUGGGUUACUGUAAGAAAUCUAUAACUCUUUUCAAACAAAAAGGGAAAACUAUUCCAAUUUGGAGAUGUUUUUCCCGAAAAAUAACACUAUUAAAAAACAAUAAUGAACUUUUUCUUGGGGAAAAUUAAAUUCAUUUUUCAUAAUUUGAAAUUUCCAAAUAUUUGCCUAUUAGAGAAAUAUUUCUGAAAAUUGAAAACCUCACAAAAACUAAACUUUUCUAUUCCUUUAAACCCAAUUUUGCAGACGACAGUAAUACAAAAACAUGUCAUCUUCGAAGUUACAUCAACUCCGCUUAUUGUUCCGAAAAUCGUAAUUCCCUCAACACACACGACAAAUCAUCUCGAAAUUGUUUUGGUGAUUUCGAAUUCGCUUCAAUUCUUCUGAUUUCCGCCUCAAUUUUCUGUUGUAUUCUGGCACUAUUUUUCGCGAUUUGCACAAUUUUCACCAGUUUUGGAGCAUUGGCUCAUUCAGUUGUAUUGAUUGCAGCCGCAAUUUGUAGUUGUUCAGGAUUUUUGAGCUAUACUUAUUAUUAUGAAUUGAAGGAUAAUCAAUAUGAAUUGAUUGCUGGCUAUACUUUUUUGGUGAGUUUUUUUUUUGAAAUAUUAUGCUGGCUUACAAGAUCACAAAUUUUCUUGAAAUCCCAACAAUUUCCAGAUUCACUACGAUUGGGCCUAUUAUUUAUUUGCCUUCGCCUCAUCUCUCCAAUUCCUCGCAUUUAUUUUAAGUCUCUUUGGUUCUGCUUUCGUUUUGGUUCACAAGAACAAAAAACGUCAGUCAAAGGUUCAAAGUAUGAGUUUAUAA